This is a messenger RNA of Cyphellophora europaea CBS 101466, 1239 nucleotides long. RefSeq lists its product as uncharacterized. Gene Ontology annotation, biological process: transmembrane transport; zinc ion transport. Gene Ontology annotation, cellular component: membrane. Gene Ontology annotation, molecular function: metal ion transmembrane transporter activity. The transcript has a single exon. The coding region runs from base 1 to 1239 and encodes 412 amino acids. Lineage: Eukaryota; Fungi; Ascomycota; Eurotiomycetes; Chaetothyriales; Cyphellophoraceae. The record is from RefSeq and is a predicted model, not a curated record.
AUGGCGGGUUUGCUGACACUCCUCAGCUUGAGCGUGGUUAUGGCCGCAGCAUCUUUCCUCGCCGGCAUCCUACCACUAUCGCUGACUCUGUCGCAAGCCCAGCUACGUCUGAUAUCGACGGUCGGAAUGGGAGUGCUCGUGGGAACCUCACUCAUCGUCAUCAUACCAGAAGGAGUUGAAACUCUCUACAGCGCUUCGAGUACCUCCCACGCGCACAAGAGGGACCUCGGACAUUACAGCAACCUAGAUGUACGAUGGUCGGGACUGUCGCCGUCAGGAGGCAUUGCACAAGUUGCUGCGCGCAGCCCAGUAGAUCCUCCUCCUGCGGAGGCUUUCGAUCUCCCCGGACCAGUUAUCCCCGCGGGCGGAUCUCUCGACCCUCCCAAAACACCUACCGAACCAGGCAUCGUUGGCGCGCUCGCCGAAGAUGGAAAUAAAGAUGAGCAUAAGGACGAGAAUGAGAAUGAGGAGGACCACUCGCCUCAUGCAUGGAUCGGCAUCGCUUUGGUCUCGGGGUUCCUACUCAUGUACCUCAUCGACAAGGUACCGCAGUACACGAAGCCUUCGCAGAACAAACCACAAACUCACCACAUUGCUUUAAACAAUCUGGGACGGCGGUUCAACUUGACCACUUCACUCGACCGGGACGAUGAAUCUGACACUUUUCUGGAUUCGAACGAGGCUGUUGCGACGCAUAGGCGCGGCUUCGCAACGACGAUCGGUCUAGUCAUUCAUGCUGCUGCAGAUGGUAUUGCGCUCGGCGCGUCGUCAACAACUGCUCACCGAGACCUGAGCUUGAUUAUUUUCUUCGCGAUUAUGGUCCACAAGGCGCCGGCCGCCUUCGGUCUGACCUCGAUCCUUCUGAAACAGGGCCUGUCGAAGCGAUCAGCUCGCGGCCAUCUGGUUUUGUUUAGUCUGGCCGCCCCAGCCGGUGCGUUGGCGACGUAUAUUCUUGCCAACAUCUUGGGAGGUUUGCGGGGCGGAACGGUGGAGGGGACAACGUUCUGGACUGGAAUGCUACUCCUUUUCUCGGGCGGAACGUUCCUUUAUGUGGCAAUGCAUGCCAUGCAGGAAACAUCUAAAGGACAUCACGAAUCUCAUUCCAACGGCAGCGCCAACGGCUAUGUUGAUGGGAGAGACGUCCAACAAGCAGUGGAGAAGCCGUCGUUGCGGGACUUAGGAGCAGCAGUUUUUGGCAUGAUACUGCCUUUAUUCCUUCAGAUUGGUCAUGCUCAUUAA